Aspergillus aculeatus ATCC 16872 is the source of this 504-nucleotide messenger RNA. RefSeq names its product RNase H1/viroplasmin domain-containing protein. Bases 1 to 504 code for a protein of 167 amino acids. The transcript is spliced from 3 exons. The record is from RefSeq and is a predicted model, not a curated record. Lineage: Eukaryota; Fungi; Ascomycota; Eurotiomycetes; Eurotiales; Aspergillaceae.
AUGAAAAAAGAAAACAAGAGAUAUUAUGCAGUGUUUUCCGGACGGGUUACGGAAGCUACGAUAUUCUCCUCUUGGGGAGAUGCACAUCCCUACAUUACUGGCUAUCAUUCAACCUUCAAGGGCUUCGUAACUCUAUCUGAAGCCCAGAAGUAUUUGAGGGCCAAGGGAAUAGACAAGCCUAGAUUGGUGGUUCGCGAAGGUCCCAAAGAGACUCGUCCUCAAUUCUCUCAAGGGAAAUUUUAUGCAGUGGCCCUUGGUCGAAAACCAGGGAUGCCGAAGCACAAGUCAAUGGGUAUCCGCAUGCAUGUUACAAGUGCUUCACGACACAUGCUCAAGCACAAGACUUCAUUAGCAACUGGAAGGAAUCUGAUGCAGAUGUUCGCCGGAGAGAUAAGGUCACUGAACCCGCAAGCUGCCUCAGGCCGAUUGACUUGGAGUCAAGUUUCCAUGAUCUCCAGCCUCGAGAGAGAGAGGACCCGAGCGAAUGGAUCACCACCAGAAUGA